Epinephelus moara (kelp grouper) is the source of this 1582-nucleotide messenger RNA. RefSeq names its product GTPase IMAP family member 7-like. Lineage: Eukaryota; Metazoa; Chordata; Actinopteri; Perciformes; Serranidae. The record is from RefSeq and is a predicted model, not a curated record. The transcript has 2 exons. Gene Ontology annotation, molecular function: GTP binding. The coding region runs from base 129 to 1127 and encodes 332 amino acids.
CUGAUCAACAAGUCAAACCGGUAGAAAAUAAUAGUACAGUCAAACUACAGCAAGAGAGCAGGAGGAGACACAUCCAGCCAGGACAUUCAGCACCCUGAGGGACGACAGUGAUUUCUGUUUUUGGCAACAUGGACGUGCUAACUUCAAGGAGGAUUGUCCUACUGGGGAAAACUGGAGUUGGGAAAAGCAGCCUGGCUAACACCAUACUGGGAGAGGAUGUGUUCAGGAUAAGCCACUCUCCCAUCUCUGAGAAAAGUCUCUCUCAUGCAGAGACCAAAUCUGUCAAUGGGAGAAGCAUCACUUUGAUCGACACUCACAGUUUCUUUGACACAUGUGGGUCGGAGACAAUGCUCAAGGCUGAGAUAGUGAGGUGUAUCACAGAGUGUGCUCCUGGGCCUCAUGCUUUUCUCAUUGUGCUUAAAGUGGAGAAAUUCACAGAGCAGGAGAAGGAAGUCAUCAAAAAAAUAUGCCAAUAUUUCUCUGAAGAUGCCUUAAAAUAUGCCGUGGUUGUCUUCACUCAUGGUGACCAGCUCCCGGAAGGGAUGAAAAUUGAGGAGUUUGUCGGUCAGAAUAUAGAUCUCAGUGACCUGGUGAAGAAGUGCGGAGGCCGGUGCCAUGUCGUUGAUAAUAAAUACUGGGAGAACGGCGAAGAGGACGACUACAGAGGCAACCAGUUCCAGGUGGCAGAGCUUCUCAACACAAUAGACAGGGUGAUUGAGACAAACAAAGGAAGCUGCUACACCAAUGAGAUGCUAAAAGCAUGUGAGAGACAAAUACAACAAGAGGAAGAACACAUUAGACAGUCAUUCGGAAACAUGUCACAGGUAGAGAGGAGAAAUAAGGCUAGAAUAAGUGUUUCUGACAAGUUAUUGAUCAGACUAGCGGGUACUGCAACUGGCGUAUUGAUAGGAGCUUUGCUUGGUAUGACGGAGAUGGUCAAAGCAGCUCUUGGAAAUUUUCAGGAUCUUUCAGAUUUGUCGGCACUAGCUUCAACAGCAAGAGAAAGGGCUGCAUCGGCUGCUCUAAGGGGGGCAGUAAAGGGUGCUCUGAGGGGAUAUGAUGCAGCUAAAGGAGCAAAAAGUCCAGGGGAAGCCAUAAACAAGACAAUAAAGGAAGUCUGGAAGUAAUCUGGGGUUGCAGAAGAUCAAAAAAAAUUAAAAGUAGUAGCUGUAGCUGUACUUACUAAUUCCUGUCAAUUACUAAUAUCACUGUGAUUACUUUUCUACCAGUAUGGGGUAUAAUAAGUAUACAUCUGAGAAAUAAUUGGUAACGACAUGUUAUUCAAUUUUGGAUCAUUCCUAAGGAAAAUCAAAAUGUUAUUGUUAGCGAGAGUUCAAAAAUAUUUACUAUGAAACAGGAUGUAAACAGACUGCCAUGGGAUGACUUGUGAUUAAGAUAUUAAGAUGAAAGUGAUUAGUAUCCUGAAAUUAUCUUUAAGUAUUUGCCAUGACUUUGGGAUACUGAAAACUAUUUAUUGAAGUCUUUUUGCAUUUUGUUUGUGUGAUUCAAGAUUACUGCAAUAAGUUUACUGGCCAUGAAUGAUAAGACUUACUAAGACUAACACUUUAAUAAUUCCUAAGGU